ACUUGACGCACUGACCACUACAUUGUGCUGGUUCUAGUGACGGAUAUCGAACUUUAUUGAGUCUGCCAAAAAAUGCUUGCAGAUUAGAGACUGGUCGGUAGUACAACCGCCUACUCAUUUGUUUCUCCGCCCUGGUGUUUGCUAUCUCUUCUUUGCUCCCUCACGCACCGCUGGUUGGCAGGAGGGGGCGGCGGCGGCAUCGAUAGCUCAUACCCGGAAGGAAGUUGAGACGGUUGGAGAAGAAGAGACGGUGGAUUGAGAAGGAAGAGAUGAGUGGAUGACACCGUCAGUGAGGUAUCCACCCGCCAACAGCCAUCCAUGCUCUAAAUGCACAGCCAUGUUUGGUAUCUGACAAAACCAGCUGUGUCUUUCGAACUUUCUCCAAGAAUUGGCACUGUAUUUCUUCUUCUUUUUUUUUUUUUUUGUGUGUAAUCUCUUUACAGUGACAUAAUGCUAACCAUGACCUCUGAAGCACUUUGUUGUGUCAAUUUUUUAAGACACUACUGCUGAUUGUGCUUCUUUCACCUCCGGGAGCUGCUACUUGGACAUUAAAAAAAAUUAAAAAUAAAUAGUUGAAGUGAACUUUUAUUUUCCCAUACGGUGUGCAUAUUGUUUCUGGACCAAGAUAACGUUAAUGGAAUGCAAUCAUGUCAUCCCAGGACGAAAGGCAGAUCAAUACUGAAUAUGCAGUCUCUUUGCUGGAGCAGCUGAAACUGUUCUAUGAACAACAGCUACUGACGGACAUAGUAUUAAUCGUUGAGGGCACUGAAUUGCCAUGUCAUAAAAUGGUUCUUGCUACAUGCAGCUCUUAUUUCAGGGCGAUGUUUAUGAGUGGACUGAGUGAAAGCAAACAAACACAUGUACAUUUGAGAAAUGUGGAUGCCGCUUCUUUGCAGAUCAUUAUAACAUAUGCAUACACGGGUAAUUUGGCAAUAAAUGAGAGCACUGUAGAACAGCUAUAUGAGACUGCAUGCUUUUUGCAGGUGGAUCAUGUGUUGCAGCUCUGUAGAGAAUAUUUAAUCAAAAAAAUCAAUGCCAAAAACUGUGUGCGUCUUCUGAGUUUUGCUGACCUGUUCAGCUGUGAAGAGUUAAAGCAGAGCGCCAAAAGAAUGGUAGAGCACAAGUUUACAACAGUCUACCACCAGGAUGCUUUUAUGCAACUAUCCAGUGAGCUAUUGAUUGAUCUUGUGAGUAGUGACAAUUUAAACGUUGAAAAAGAAGAGACUGUCAGAGAAGCUGCAAUGUCCUGGCUAGACUACAACACUGUGUCACGCUCUCAGUAUUUGUCUACCGUCCUUAGUCACCUUCGUAUUGAUGCCCUUUCAGAGGUGAUACAGCGGGAGUGGUUUCAAGGCUUGCCACCAAAUGACAAGUCGGUGGUGGUGCAAGGACUCUACAAAUCCAUGCCAAAGUUUUUUAAACCAAGGCUUGGCAUGACUAAAGAGGAAAUGAUAAUAAUAAUUGAAGCUGCUUCAGAAAACCCGAGUUAUUACUCCUCAAUCUGUUACAGUCCUCAGGCAGAAAAGGUAUAUAAGCUUUGUAAUCCUCCUGCCGAGCUACAUAAAAUUGGUACUGUGGUGACACCUGACAAUGAUAUUUUUAUAGCUGGAGGGCAAGUCCCUCUAAAGAACUCCAAAAGCAAUCAUAGCAAGCCAAGUAAACUUCAGGCUGCCUUCAGGACUGUGAAUUCUUUUUACUGGUUUGAUGCCCAGCAAAAUACUUGGGUUCCAAAGACCCCUAUGUUGUCUGUGCGUACAAAGCCUUCUUUGGUAUGGUGUGAUGGUUACAUCUAUGCAAUCGGAGGAGAUAGUGUUGGUGGUGAACUGAAUCGAAGAACUGUAGAAAGAUAUGACUGUGAGAGGGAUGAGUGGACUAUGGUGAGCCCUCUCCCAUGUGCAUGGCAAUGGAAUGUUGCUGUAGUGGUCCAUGACUGCAUAUAUGUAAUGGCAUACAACUUAACAUACUGUUACAUUCCAAGGUCUGGUAUCUGGGUAGAAAUGGCCAUGAGGCAAACCAGUAGAUGCUUUGCCUCUGCUGCUGCAUUUGAAAACAAAAUAUUUUACCUCGGAGGCCUGCAUACUGGCAACUCUGGAAUUAGGCUCCCCUCCAAUACUGUGGAUGGGUCUUCCGUAACCGUUGAAGUGUACGAUGUGCAUAAAAAUGAAUGGUAUAUGGCCGCUAAUGUACCUGCAAAGCGCUACUCUGAUCCUUGUGUCAGAGCAGUUGUCAUAUCCAAUUCCUUGUGUGUUUUUAUCAGAGAGACUCAUAUGCAUGAAAAAGCAAAGUAUGCGAUCUACCAGUAUGACAUGGACCUUGAUCAGUGGUUUCUGCGUCAACAAAUUUCCGAGCGUGUCCUUUGGGAUUUGGGGAAAGAGUUUCGGUGCACUGUAGGAAAGCUCUACCCUUCAUGCCUUGAAGUGUCCCCAUGGAAACCUCCCACACAUCUUUUCUCACCAGAUGGAGCUGAUGAGUUUGAACUGGAUGGGGAUAUGGUUACGUUACCCCCUGUAUAGUUGGGCAGAUACCAGUGACUGUAUGCAUGGAUCCCCGUUCCUCAACCAUAGUUCAUUAGAACUGUACUGUUAAGGAAAUGGGCUGGGAAAAUAAGUUUGCACCGCUUAUCUUUCAGACCUUAUUUUUAUGUCCUACUUAACGUAUUUGUAGCCUUUAAUGCAUUUAUAUAGGGAGAUAUGCUUCCAUUAUAUGAAAUAUUUGACCUGCUAAUGUUAAGAGAAAAGCAAAAACUCUGUAUAUUCAGCCAGCCUUAGCGUUCCGGUUUACCAAAAGAAUAUAAUUGUAUCCCUGUGAUUUUUUUUUUUCUUCUCUUUUCUUUUAUUUUCUUCUAUUUUCCCAAGUUAUUUAUCCUUUUUUAUUUUAAAAAGCAAACGCAUAAAUUACCCAUCUGCUAUUUAUAUUAUUGUAAGUAUAAAAAAAAAAAAAAACUUCCAUAAUUCAAAACUACUUCUAAUUGGAUAUCCUGUUGGACUAUAUGUACAAAUGUGCAGUGAAACCCAAUCUACACAUACAUAUAUGUAUGCCUGGUAAAAUGAGACCUUGCCAGUUUUCAUUAACUUCCAGGUUACCACCUCCGCAUGCUAUCCAUUGUAAAAGCCAGUACAACCAUAUAUCUUGUCAUAGAGGCUGAGGUAGAGAUUCUUCAUUGUGUGAUAUCAUCUCCAAACAGAACAUUUAUCUCUAACGUUUGUUUUAAUGCCUAUGUAGUGAAUUAAAAAAAAACAAAAAAAGAAAAGUGUGAUUUCAACUAAUUACCAGCUCAAGCUUGACUUGGAAGUAGUAGAGAAAAACGCAGUAUACCUGCAGGUUUUAUUUUUGAAAAGUAAUUUAUCACCAAAGUCCCACCUCAACAUGUAAUCUAUAACAUAUUCUACUUUGUGUUAAAUCCAAUCUUUCCUGCUGCAGGAAAACUAGUAUUUCAUUUUGAUAACACACAGGUCAAUCUAUGACUGCAGGCUCAGUCAGGCUGUGCAAGGCACAUGUGUAUCUGUUGUCAAUAAACCUGUACCUUUCUGUCUUAGAAUACAGGUCUUCCAAGAGGGCCUUGUUACGCCCUUACGGGCAGAACAGGGCAUCCCAAGUAUUUGCCAGCCCCUCAUAGUACGGGUCCCUGUGGAGCUUUUUAAACCCUUAACUGCUAUCUUGCAGCCAAGGGAUUAAACAAACAGAACCAGCACCUUUUGUCAUGCAAUGGUGUAGGUUCAUUCAUACAAAAAACUGCUGCUGAUAUCUUUUUCUUUCCCUAACAACAUUUGUAAAAACAAGGUUUUAGUGUGGAAUAACCAGGUCUGUAUCAUUUUUGUUAACUUAACAAGCAUUUACUGUAGUGUGAUUGUGUAUUGAUAUACCAUAGGUUUUGUUUUUUUUUCUGGGGAAGGGAAAAGAACUGUUCAGGAAUACAUUUACAUGGCACUCUUCUGCACAAGAGAGCAUAUGCCUAGUGCUGCUCCGGCAUUAAUAUCAAUCCCAGGAACCACUAGCAGUAGAGGGGCACCACAGCCAAUUUAACAUGAGCACAGGUGCUUCAUGACAAACCCUACUAGCAUGUUUAGCUGCAUCAUGUUCUGGCACUGUAUUUUGAAUGACAUUAAUUUAUUAAAAAAUGUAAAGUGAA
Molecule: messenger RNA, 4129 nt
Organism: Pelobates fuscus (common spadefoot toad)
Lineage: Eukaryota; Metazoa; Chordata; Amphibia; Anura; Pelobatidae
Gene: KBTBD2
Product: kelch repeat and BTB domain containing 2
Exons: 5
Coding region: 648-2513 (621 amino acids)
Molecular function (GO): protein binding
Source: RefSeq, a predicted model, not a curated record